Molecule: messenger RNA, 2453 nt
Organism: Cucurbitaria berberidis CBS 394.84
Lineage: Eukaryota; Fungi; Ascomycota; Dothideomycetes; Pleosporales; Cucurbitariaceae
Exons: 4
Coding region: 235-2064 (609 amino acids)
Biological process (GO): cell-cell adhesion
Cellular component (GO): plasma membrane
Molecular function (GO): myosin binding
Source: RefSeq, a predicted model, not a curated record
AGGGGUACCAUCUCCGCAACGCCUCAUUUCCCGAGUGUCAUUGAACCACCGUGUGCUCUCCUUUACAUCCGCGGUUCCGACUUGACGAUAAACGCCGUUACGACUAUUGCUUGCCACUGUUCACAGCGUCGUGCCUGCCAACACUACCUACGGACGACGGACUCGAGCAAUCGCACCCCGCCCAAGCACAUCCAGCCAAGCCACACGACCACGCAUCAUGAGGUAGCAGCACGCAUGGAGAACGUGAUACUCGACGACUCGCCGCUGGCAGAGUUUCUAGAAGGCGAAGGAAGACGUCUCGACUCAACACCGCCAUCACCCGCUACAUCGUCGUCGCCAGACACCGACGGCUUCGCGCCACGAGGACCCUCCACACUCCAGUCGAGAAUACGAGACAGGCUCCCACAACCACUACGGAUACAUGAGAGGCAUGGCUCCAUCGCUCGCAUACACACCGCAUGUUCGAAAGCGGUCAACUCGCGGCUCGGACGCGCCGACAACGAGCGGUUUCUAGAACGCUUUCGCUACAUUAUUGUCGCCUCUCAGCUCUUGGGAGAACAGGGAGGCUUGCGGGCCACUGCUGUUCCUAGCUUCGCUGCCGACGGACGACCCUGCCCGCAAGAUGUCAAGAUUUCCACCAUAAGCCCUGUUGGCGCGGCUCUGACUGGCGCAACUGCUUUCAUACUUGUAUGGCUUGUCCAUUGGUCGCGACGCCAGGGCGGCUUCAGCAAGAGGAGGACACUGCUCGUGAUCGUGGUGUUCGCCGUGGUUGCCACCGCUGUCUACGCGCACAUGCGCCGGCAGUGGCUACAAUAUCUGAGACAAGAGGGAGUAAAGGGCGCAUCUGCACUCGUCACCAACCUGCAGUCAUUCGAGGCCUCGACGUCAUCAGCCCUGGCAUUGAUACAAGAAGUGGAGCUCGUCUCAAGGGGUUACCGACUCAGUAGCCCUUUGCCUCCCAUAUCACGCAUCGAAGAAAAAGGACAGGCUCGCCGCUGCCAGCGCCUACGCCGGAGUCUCCGAGCCGCCUUUGCCGACAUCAUCCCGAUCCUCGCGGAACAGUGUGGAACUCUCAAGCAACUCAUUCUAGAAGAUGACCUCGAAAAGUACCUCGAUGUCUACGAAAUUAGCAACCCUGAUUUGCAGGAGGCGGCUCAAGGCUGCUCCGCAUCGGAAUUCGAGGAUGCCGAGUCGCUUAAGGCUCUCAGAACCCUCCAGUAUCGCCUGUCGACCCUUCGCCGCGUUUACCUAUGCUCCCUCUUGGCUCUUGAAGCUGAUGGUGGAAAACCAGACUUUACGCGAUGGUCGAUAACAGUGGACUCCAUGUUGAGUUUGGCUCGUCCUAUUGGGCAAUGGAGUGAGAAGUUCAAUCGCGUCCUAGCAGAGGAGGAGCAGUUCAUCUUCCCAUCCCCAAACAAGGUUUCGCAUACGCCAGGACGUGAGAAAUUGCGCAAUUCUGUUCGAAAACUGUCCGGUUUGUCGCAAGGCAUUCGUGGCCUACAAGCCAAGAUGCAGGUGCUCCGAGAAGAGACGAACAAGAGCUUAGAGGAUACAGAAGAUGUCACUGAGCUUGGGACUCAUCUCAUAUCCCAAUACGAAUCCAUCGGAGCAGAUCUAAAGAGUCUCAUGCAAGCCUGGGAAACCGGUAAAAACGCGCUUGCACUCAACAUCGAUCGACACGAACGACGCAUUUCCCAAGCAUCGAGUGGCCUGCGUUCACCAGUCCCAAGCCUAGGUGGGCUGACUGCUGUAGACGAAGGCAGUCCGUCUGAUGCCCUUCGUGCCUUGAAUGGGGAUUUACUAAGCUCUGAGCAGAGCGCUCCUCCGAGUGACCAAGGUAGCACUUCUGACGAUGAAGUUUUCGAAGCCAUUGCGAUACCGAAAACCCGUGUUACUAUGUCGAGAGAAGAACGAAUGCACAAGAUACAAGAAGACCGCGCACGACAAGCGUCGCUACGCGAGCAACGGGAAGCUAGUACCAACAUGCUUAGGGAGCUGGAAUCGGUGAUUAACUUGAGGCCAAACAGGAUCUCGGGGCCCGGGUCCAGAGUAACGAGCCUUUAACUCAAUUUUUCCUUGUGUUUUUCCUUUCUGGGUCUGUUUGGGCUAAUGAUCGCAUACUAGCAUCGCUCUUUGUUAUUUUUAUUAUCUUUUGGGCAUCAUCCGCUGGGCAGGAUGGGAUUUGAUCUUGGGCAUCUACGUAUACCACUGACGCGAUCGCAUAAUGUUUUUCUCUCUCUUAACAUUGGGAGUUUGGAGGUUGGAUGUCUCAUAUGCAUACACUGCUUUGGUCAAUCUCGUGCGGAGUAAUCAAUCAAGACACGCUUAGUCACAGAGCUAUAGAGCUCGCGUUAUUUUAUUAAUGAUAUCUUAUGACAAGACGCAGUUCGCGUACGCGCAAAAAUCGCCGUCUCGCGACUCGCCGUGUCACUUUCUGGGCAGCUAGAAAGCUC